GUUUUUCAUUGCGCCGAAUGAUCCGAGGCUGCUGAGUACGAUUCAGAAGAUCAUGGAGCCGCCGGGUAAAGGCGGGCUGAACGUGGCCAACAUGGUCUCCCGAUAUGAUACGAGUAAGGUGGACGAUGGUUAGUGGGAGUCUUUUCCAUCUGUUCGUGACGCUACCAAUAACGUUUCUGACAGCCGUUCUAGGUGUGGGUGGUGAUGAGGGCGCGUUCCUCAUGGUGACCUUUUGGCUUGUUGAAGCUAUGAUGCGUGCAUCCCGGUCGAAGGCAUAUCUCCCCCACGACCCCUUCUUCCAGCAGCUGCGCAAGACAGCCACGUCAAACUUCGACAGCGCCCUUUCCUUUGCCAAUCACCUGGGCAUGUUCUCGGAGGAGGUUGCCUCGUCCGGGGAGCAGAUCGGAAAUAUGCCCCAGGCUUUUAGCCAUCUUGCCUGUGUCAGUGCGGCGAUGAAUCUGGGGGGAGAUCGCUGAGAUGGCGGGCUCGGACCCUGUUGUGGGGUUAUAUUUCGUGGCGUUGGUAUGGGGUGCUUGGCUAUUGUUAUCUUGCUUGGUUGAACAGGGUAUGCAACCAGUGAAUAUAGCUGAAUAUGGAAUAGGGUGCUAGAAUCAAUGGACAAACCUUCUGCUCAAGGAUCACUCCUCCAUAAAAUGACCCCGAAUAUAGGACGAACUUGAUAGUCGUGGCGUAA
Molecule: messenger RNA, 694 nt
Organism: Aspergillus heteromorphus CBS 117.55
Lineage: Eukaryota; Fungi; Ascomycota; Eurotiomycetes; Eurotiales; Aspergillaceae
Exons: 2
Coding region: 252-476 (74 amino acids)
Biological process (GO): carbohydrate metabolic process
Source: RefSeq, a predicted model, not a curated record